This is a messenger RNA of Blastomyces dermatitidis ER-3, 5497 nucleotides long. Its product is annotated as ribosome assembly protein Noc2. Bases 133 to 2451 code for a protein of 772 amino acids. The transcript has a single exon. The record is from RefSeq and is a predicted model, not a curated record. Gene Ontology annotation, biological process: ribosomal large subunit biogenesis. Gene Ontology annotation, cellular component: Noc1p-Noc2p complex; nucleoplasm; nucleolus. NCBI's taxonomy places the organism in Eukaryota, Fungi, Ascomycota, Eurotiomycetes, Onygenales, Ajellomycetaceae.
AGACGCAAGACCGAACAACAGGAUAGUGUGCUGCGGAUAUAUCGGCAACAGUGUAUAUAUUGGCAAUAUUCGAAUAUUCGCAGUGACUGAUACGGCCAAUUAGCUCAGUCACCCUGUCUAUUUCAUUCAAGCAUGGCAGGCUCCGCGAAAAAGGCCACCAAAAAGUUCGAGAAGAACCACCUCCGGGAUACUAUCGAGCGCCGCAAGGAAUUUGCAAAGGUUAAGCAACGACACCGCCUGAAGGAAAAGAGACAGCAGAAUAAACAAAAGGAUGCUGAAAAAGUGGAUGAAAAGGCGCAGCAGAAUGGCGAUGGUCGCAAACCUACAGCAGAGGGGGAGAAGAAUUCCUUUGCUGAGAUGAACGUCGAUGACUUCUUCGCCGGUGGAUUCGACUUGCCAGAUGCCGCUCCCAGUAAAAAACCCAAAUCCUCUAAGAAAAAGGAAGUUGCACCGAAGACUGGGAAAAGGAAGCGCACUGCUGAAAUAGAAGAACAAGAAGCGGACCAGAAAUCAUUUGCACAGAGCGAUAACGACGAGGGCAGCACCGCGGCAGAGGGUAGCGACAUUGGCGACAUGGAUGCCCAUAUGGAACAAUUGGAGGCCCUGAAGGAUAAAGACCCUGAAUUCUACAAAUACCUUAAAGAAAACGAUGCCGAGUUGCUCGAAUUUGGAGACCAUGGGGACCUCGCUGAGGUUGAUGCUCUUAGCGAUGCCGAGGAAGGUGAAAAAGAAGAGGCUCACCCCAAAAAGAAGAAGAAGGCUAAAGCUCCCGAAGAUGUCCAAGAAGGCGACAUGAGCAAUACCAUUAAUUUGUCCAUGGUUAAGCAAUGGCAGAAAUCAAUGAUUGAGCAACAUUCCAUGAGGGCAACUCGACAAGCAGUCUUGGCUUUCAGGUCAGCUGCGUACAUGAACGAAGCGGAUUCUAAGGACCGGAAAUACACCAUUUCAGACGCGGAUGUUUACCACCAGGUUCUUCUCACGGCAUUAGAAUACGUCCCUAAGGUUCUGAAUCACCAUCUGCCGACCAAGGAGAGUGCGGGGGGGAAAAUCAGAAUUUCCAUGGAUUCGAAAAAGUUCAAGACCUUGACCCCUUUAAUCAAAUCACACGCAUCUUCCAUCCAUCAGCUUCUUACGAAUCUGUCCGACGCAGCAGCAUUGAAGUUGACCUUGGCAUCUGUUGAGCCAAUGCUUCCCUAUCUCCUCCCAUUCAGGAAGCUCUUGAAAGUCGUCCUCAAAACCGUCGUCGGCAUUUGGUCGGAUUCCGCCAGCACCGAAGCUACCAGAAUCACCGCCUUUCUGAUCGUCCGUCGUUUAAUGUUGAUUGGAGAUGCUGGAAUCCGCUCAGCAGUUCUGAAGGCCACAUACGAAGGGGUAGUUAAAGGCAGCCGAAAUACAACCGUCCACACUCUCCCCGGCGUAAACCUGAUCAAGAACUCUGCAGCCGAGAUUUGGGGAAUCGACCAGGAUGUCUCCUAUACUACCGGCUUCAGUUUUAUCAGACAACUGGCCAUGCAUCUACGAAGCAGCAUAACACAUCCAUCGAAAGACUCCUACAAAACUGUAUAUAACUGGCAGUACGUGCAUUCAUUGGACUUUUGGUCCAGAGUUUUGUCGUCUCACUGCGAUGCCAUUGUGGAAGCCACUGCGGGGAAAGCAUCCCCUCUACGACCACUUAUCUACCCCGUCGUUCAAAUCACCCUGGGAGCGAUGCGCCUGAUCCCCACAGCACAAUACUUCCCCCUACGCUUCCAGCUUACGCGAUCCCUCCUCCGUAUCUCCCGUGCAACCGGAACGUACAUCCCCCUCGCAGCCGCCCUGCUGGAAGUCCUCAACUCCGCCGAAAUGAGAAAACCGCCAAAAUCCAGCACCGUCCGCCCCCUCGACUUCGCCACGAGCAUCCGCGCCCCGAAAUCCUACCUGCGAACCCGCAUCUACCAAGACGGCGUGGGCGCCGAAGUCGCAGAACUGCUCUCGGAAUUCUUCAUCCUGUGGGCCAAAAACAUCGCCUUCCCCGAACUCUCGCUGCCAGUAAUCGUCAUGCUCAAGCGCUGGUUAAAGGAAGUAUCCUCCCGCACAUCGGGGAACAAGAAUACAAAAGUUAACCAGAUGAUCGUGCUAGUUGUGCAGAAGCUGGAGGCUAAUAGUCGGUGGAUCGAAGAGCGGCGGUCAAAGGUCACGUUUGCACCCCGGGACCGCGCGGAGGUCGAAGGGUUCCUGAAGGAUGUAGAGUGGGAAACGACGCCGUUGGGCGCGUUUGUGAAGACCCAGAGAAAGCAGAAGGAUGAGAGGGUUAAAUUGCUUGAGCAGAGCCGGAGGGAUGAUCAGAAGAAACGCGCGGCGAAGGGAGACGUGGAUAUGGAGGAUGCUGAUGGUGCGGGCAGCGAGGAGGAUGAUGACGAGGACGAGGAUGGAGAUGUAGAUCUGGCUGGAUCGUCUGGGGAGGAAGAAUAAGCGGGACAGAUGGUCUUUGUUGAAUGCUAUUUUGUGCUCUCUUGAUUCAGUUUCAAUUUCUAUAAGUUAAACGGGGCGUUUCAUGAGAAUGUAAUAAAUGGCGGCUUCAAUGCGUUUUUUCCUAAUAAAAAUUAUACAAGGCUAUCUCUCUCCCAACGUCAUUGACUCGCACAUGCACCAAACGAGAUAUCAUGCCCUCGCUCUAACCUUACUAUACAUAAACGACAUCUCCUCAAAAACCCUAAAACCUUAAAAACUACUACCCAUUUCCGCUUCCAUCUUCGACUUUAACCCCCCACUCCCACCCCCCACUCUUGCCCCCAGUCUUCCUCACCACUCUCGCCUCGCCCACCACCAUCCCCUUAUCCACCGCCUUGCACAUAUCAUACACCGUCAACGCCGCCCCCAUCACCGCCGUCAUCGCCUCCAUCUCCACCCCCGUCCGCCCAUGACAAGAAACCGUCGCGGUAACCAGGAUACUACCAUACGGAUGAGCGGCGGAGGAGAUCAAAUCUUCCGUCGUCAACGUAGCAGCUGGCCGUGACCUACCACUGCUACUGCUGCUGCUGCUGCUAUUCACAGACGAAGAGGCCCCAUCUGCCUCCGCCCCUGGACCUCUACCAACACCCUCCUCCGGCGCACAUGCUCUAAUAUCAACCUCCACCCCCGUAAUCCCCAGCCCCGGGUGUGCCAGCGGGAUAAUAUCCGCCGUCCGCUUCGCAGCCAUGAUCCCCGCGACGCGCGCGACGGAGAGCACGUCGCCUUUCUUCGUAUAGCCCUCCGCCGUGGUGAGGAGGGAGUACGGCUUUGGAUUGGAGAAGGUGACGCGGCACAUGGCUGUGGCAACGCGGGUGGUUUCGGCUUUGUGGGAGAUGGAGGUCAUGUGGACGGUUUGGGACGGGGUGAGGUGCGGGAGGGAAGGGUCGGAGGCUGUGGGGAGGUCGGGGAUGAGGGGUUUGGUUGGGGAAGGGGGAUUUGGUUUUUCAGGGCUUUUGGUCGAGAAGAGGCGGACGGGCGUCCGAGGGAGAGGAGCGCUCUGGAGGAAAUAUGUGGGAAUUGUAGACCAGGGCGUUUUCCUGGGGUGCAUCUGCGCAUUGCCAUUUGUGUGGAUAGCCCCUAGGGACCGCUGGGAAGCUUCAUUGACUGGAAUACCAUGUUCAUCUGAAAGAAAAAAAGGGUUUCUAUUAGCGCUAUCGAGUGAAUUCAUGAAUGACACAAGUGGGAACAAUUCAAAGACCUAGUACACAGGAACAGACAUUUCUCCCUUAUAUGAGUAGAACAUGACCAUGGUAUCAAAUAUGUCCAAAAAGCAAGCGCCAAACACAAUGCAGUUUCGUCACAUAAAUAUCAUAUCUAUACGACGGAAUCUUGGUAUCCAAAAAAAAAGAAGAAGAAGAAGAAGAAGAAGAAGAAGAAGAAGAAGAAGAAGAGGAAGAGGAAGAGGAAGAGGAAGAAGAGGAAACGCCCGGAAACAAAAGACAAACGUCCAUGCGACGGAGAAGUGUAUCAAAAGCAAGCCUACCCACCAAUCAAGAUCAUGGGUCGGUUCUUCAUAUUCUUCAACUCUCCCAUACCAGCAUGUUUCGCUUUCUUGCGCUUGACAGCCAUGCCGAUGAUAUCAAGCAGUUCCCUCUCUCGUUCGUUCACGAGACCCUCAUGUUCAGCCUGGCCGGCUCUUCUGGCAGAUUCCAACAGGCCGAGCGCCUCCAUCGCUGCCUCGUCGAUUGGUUCUCCAUUAUUCCCUUUGCGAAUCAUAUCUCGCAACGACACCUCCGCAUUCCCGAACAAGCAUACUUUGAGGUUCCCGUCGCUUGUGAUGCGCAGACGAUUACAUGUUCCGCAAAAGUUAUGCGUCAUGCUUGUAAUGAAUCCUACGCGACCUUCGAACCCGGGCACGCGAUAUGUCUUGCUCGUAUCAUUCUUGUGGUCGGCGACUUUCUCCAGGUUGGGGUACUUCUCUCGAAUGAUCGCGAGCAUUUCCUUGUAGGGUAGCAUUUUCCCCUGACUCCACUUAUUCCCGUCGAACGGCAUGUACUCGAUGAAUCUGACUUCAAGCGGCUUGUCUCGCCCAAGUUCAACGAAGGGGAGGAUCUCCCUAUCAUUCAAUCCGCGCAUGACCACAGCGUUGAUCUUCAGUUUUAUGCCCGCUCCUUGCUUGUUCAUUUCAAGGAUACGGUUGAUACUCUUCAUCACGGCUUCGAACCCUUUCCGUCGGGUCAUGAGCUGGAACUGGAACGGGUCUAACGUGUCCAGACUUAGGUUGAUGCCCGUCAACCCAGCCUCUGCCAUGCUAUCUAGUUUUCGAUGUAGCGAAAUACCAUUAGUGGUUAAACACAAUUCGCGCAGCCCGUCACGGCGUAGGUUCCCUAUUUGCUGCAUCAUAGGUAUGAUAUCCUUCCGGACGGUCGGCUCACCGCCGGUCAAACGUAUUUUAGUGACGCCCUGGGAGACGAAGAGGGAGGAUAGGUAGACGAUUUCCGGAGUUGUGAGGAUCUUGGCGGCCGGCGAGAGCUCAACUCCCUCCUCGGGCAUGCAAUAGAGACAUCGCAGGUUGCAGCGCUCCGUAACGCUGAUACGGAGGUAGUCAUGCUGCCUGUUGAAGGUGUCUGUCAAGAAAUCGGAGAAGGGCUUCGCCUUCUUCAAGGCCGAUGACCGCGGGGAGCGAGAGGGGGGAAUCUGGUGCGGGGUAUAUGGCAAGGGUGAGGGCGAUGGCGAUGGCGAUGGCGAUGGCGAUGGCAAGGGUGAGGGAGACGGAGACGCUGACAAUGACGGCAGUGUAUGUACAGCUUCACUGUUCUUCGUCGUACCAGGGGCUGCAACAGUACCGUGGCAUCGUCGCCGGCGCCGAAAGUGGGACACGCAGCGCGGGGCGGAGAAGAGACCCCGCAUACUGGCUGACGGAGACAGCAGCAGUGGAAGAGAGCGUCUCUGGAGUAACUCAGCCAUGGUGGUAUGCUAUAUUAUCAGCAUCCGGCUCAUUGUGGCAGGUCGCAGCAGCGAGGACACAAGCAGACGGAGGUUUAUAUAUAGCUAACUAUUAUGGAGU